CUUGUCCGAAUAUUGGCCAUAGCCAUGUUCUCAGUGUGCACGGCCCACGGCCGUGAUGCUGACGCUGUCCAGAACCGCAGCUGGCUAAGCGCAGUCACUGCCCGCCAUUGCUGCGGCCCAGCCGCCUUGGUACAUGGUCUGAUUGCAGGCAUUCUGUGGGCACCAGCGAUUUGCAGAAAGCCAGGCCAGGGCUUGUUUUUAUGCGCUGUGCCAGUGCACACAAAAAAUUUUCCCUCGCUCUUUCAGCUUAGCUGCCUCAAUUUUCAAAUACUAUUACUCUCAAAAUGGGUAAAAUUUUCCAACCCAGCAACAAAAUUCAGCUGACCAACGUGUCGGUAGUACGCCUGCGCAAGGGCGGCAAGCGAUUCGAGGUGGCAUGCUACAAGAACAAGGCCUCGGAAUGGCGCAACGGCGUUGAGAAGGACAUCGACGAGGUGCUUCAGAUUCACCAGGUGUACAUGAACGUGUCCAAGGGCCAGGUGGCCAAGACCGAGGAGCUGAAAAAGUGCUUCAAGACCGAGGACGUCGACGAGGUGAUCCGCGAGAUCCUGCAAAAGGGUGAGCAGCAGGUGUCUGACAAGGAGCGGCACCACCAGCUCGACAACAUGCUGCGAGACAUCGCCACCAUCGUUGCCGAGAAGUGCAUAAACCCGACCACGCAGCGGCCAUAUACUGUCACCAUGAUCGAGAAGGCCAUGGGCGAUCUGCACUACUCGGUGAACCCGAACCGCAGCGCCAAGCAGCAGGCGCUGGAUGUCAUCAAGCAGAUCCAGCAGCAGAACAUUAUGCCAAUUUCCAGGGCCCGGAUGCGCAUCCGGGUGACAAUGCCGAGCAAGGAGGCAAAGCGGAUCAAGGACAAGCUGUCGCCGCUGGUCGCCGAGACCGAGGAGGAGGACAUUAGCGAGGAGUAUGAGCUGAUUGCGCUGAUCGACCCUGGCCAGUUUCGCGCUAUCUCGGAUCUGCUGCAGGCGGAAUGCAAGGGCCGCGGCGAGGUCGAGGUUCUGAGUCUCCGGGACACGAACGACGAGGAUAGCACGUUCAUGUAGGUUCUAUACAGCUUGGUGAAAUUA
Molecule: messenger RNA, 1070 nt
Organism: Linderina pennispora
Lineage: Eukaryota; Fungi; Kickxellomycota; Kickxellomycetes; Kickxellales; Kickxellaceae
Product: Shwachman-Bodian-diamond syndrome protein
Exons: 1
Coding region: 285-1046 (253 amino acids)
Biological process (GO): ribosome biogenesis; cytosolic ribosome assembly
Source: RefSeq, a predicted model, not a curated record